AAUUGUAGGCUGCACGUUCGGUUUCAUAAAAAAGUCCGAGUUAUUGAUGACCUUUAAGAGUUCUUAGACAGCAAAGUUUUAGAACAUAAAAUAUCUUUGUUUAGUUUCUUUAGUCUAUGGCUGAAGGUGAUUCUUGCUGGGUGGCUGUUUUGGUUGGGGGAGUUGUUGGUUUUAUUCUAGUUGUUGUGUUGAACCAUUUCUGGCCUUUGCUCUUCAAGGGUAAGGGUGGGACUGUCCCCAAGGGGAGUUUUGGAUGGCCUUUACUUGGGGAAACAUUUAGCUUCUUAAAGCCUCACUCUUCCAAUUCUGUGGGGGCGUUUCUUCAUGAUCAUUGUUCUAGGUAUGGGAAGGUGUUCAAAUCCCAUUUGUUCUUCUCCCCCACUGUGGUAUCAUGUGACCCAGAGCUAAACUAUUUCAUACUUCAAACUGAAGGCAAGCUGUUCGAGUGUAGUUAUCCAAAGCCUAUCCAUGGCAUCUUGGGCAAGGUUUCAAUGCUUGUGGCAGUGGGAGACACUCACAAGAGGCUCAGAAAUGCAGCACUCUCACUGGUCACCAUUACCAAAUCAAAACCUGAGUUUCUCCAUGACAUUGAAAACAUAGCCAUUCAAAUUCUGGACUCAUGGAAAAAUAAACCAAAAGUCAUCUUCUGUGAAGAGGCUAGAAAGUUCACAUUCAAUGUAAUAGUAAAGCAAGUGUUAGGGUUGACACCACAAGAGCCAGAGACUUCAGAAAUUCUAGAAGAUUUUCUCACUUUUAUGAGAGGCCUCAUCUCUCUCCCUCUCUAUAUUCCUGGAACCCCAUAUGCAAGAGCUGUUCAGGCUAGAAGCAGAAUAUCUUCUACUGUCAAAGCUAUUGUAGAGAAAAGAAGAGCAAGAAGAAGAAAUAAUAAUGAUGAUGAUGAUGAUAAUAAUAAUUCUAAAAAAAACAGUGAUUUCCUAGAAAUCCUUCUAUCUGUUGAUACCUUAUCUGAAGAUGAAAAAGUGAGCUUUGUUUUGGAUUCUUUAUUGGGUGGCUACGAAACUACUUCCCUUUUGAUGUGUAUGGUGGUUCAUUUCUUAAGCCACUCCCCAGCUGCAUUGCAACAGUUAAAGCAAGAACAUCUUAAAAUAAGGAGCAUGAAGCAGAAACAUGAUCAUUUGGACUGGGAGGAUUAUAAGAAAAUGGAAUUCACUCAAUAUGUCAUCAAUGAAGCUCUCAGAUAUGGCAACGUUGUCAAAUUCGUUCACCGAAAGGCUCUUAAAGAUGUCAAAUAUAAAGGUUACCUAAUUCCAUCAGGAUGGAAGGUCCUACCUGUUUUCACUGCAGUUCAUUUAGACCCAUCUCUCCAUGCAAAUGCUCCCCAGUUCCAUCCAUGGCGGUGGGAGAGCCAGGAUCCCACAUGCAAAAAAUUUACACCCUUUGGAGGUGGGUCAAGAUGCUGUCCUGGAUCUGACCUAGCCAAGGUUGAGGUUGCUUUCUUCCUCCACCACCUUGUUCAAAACUUCAGGUGGAAAACAGAAGGUGAGGAUCAACCUAUAGCAUACCCCUAUGUCGAAUUUCAAAGAGGAUUGGUUUUGAAUGUGGAUCCAUGUUCGGAAACUACUAUGUAGGGUCGAGAAUGAAGGCUGAGAAUCAUAUUGUUUAUGUUUUAUUUUAUUUAGCUACUGUUAUUUUUAUGGGCGAAAGGUCUCCUUUGAAUGCCUGGUAAAUUUUAUAUAAAGUUGUAACUUUUGUUUAUGUAUAUGUAGUGCUUUCAUCUCUUUAUCAACUUUUUUCAUAUACAUAAAUAGUAAUCAAAUUAUCUUAAA
Gossypium arboreum is the source of this 1787-nucleotide messenger RNA. RefSeq names its product cytochrome P450 724B1-like. Bases 117 to 1589 code for a protein of 490 amino acids. Gene Ontology annotation, biological process: sterol metabolic process. NCBI's taxonomy places the organism in Eukaryota, Viridiplantae, Streptophyta, Magnoliopsida, Malvales, Malvaceae. Gene Ontology annotation, molecular function: monooxygenase activity; oxidoreductase activity, acting on paired donors, with incorporation or reduction of molecular oxygen; heme binding. The record is from RefSeq and is a predicted model, not a curated record. The transcript is spliced from 9 exons.